Molecule: messenger RNA, 978 nt
Organism: Nicotiana tabacum (common tobacco)
Lineage: Eukaryota; Viridiplantae; Streptophyta; Magnoliopsida; Solanales; Solanaceae
Product: kunitz trypsin inhibitor 5-like
Molecular function (GO): endopeptidase inhibitor activity
Source: RefSeq, a predicted model, not a curated record
UCAAACCUCAUCGCAGUUCUAUAAAUAAACCUAUUCUAUCCUUUCACAAGUAAUUCUAUACGAAUAAAUCCAUACAAACACAAUGAAAAUGGAAGUGAACGUUAGACGAUUCAUGGUACCUUUUCUUCUUUUUGCAUUGUCAACAAGCUUAUCCUUCUUCCUCGUAAAAGCUCAAAAUGUUUCUGAACCGGUACUCGACGUUUCCGGUAACGCUGUCCGUAAAGGAGCGAAUUAUUUGAUCGUUCCAGCGGGUCGGGGCAGCCCCGGUGGACUUGAUAUCUCAUCCAUUAGGAACACAACCAAUCCUCUCGUUGUAAGCCAAAAUACUCAAAAUUCCAGCGGCACUGACGUUCAAUUUAUACCAGUAAAUCCGAAAGAAAAUACCAUCAGAAUAUCGACUGAUCUGAACAUCAAAUAUACGGCUAUGACAAUAUCUGAUUCGUCCACAGUAUGGAGAAUUAACACUGAAUUAAUUCCACAACGUUAUUUGGUGACAGUUGGUGGAGUAGAAGGAAAUCCAGGGCGUGAAACAUUGAGCAAUUGGUUCAAGAUUGACAAGUACGAGGAUGCUUACAAAUUUGCGUAUUGUCCUGGAGUUUGUGAGACAUGUAGACCAUUUUGUGGAGACAUUGGAAUACUUGUUGAAGGUAGCAAAAGGGUUUUGUUUGUCGGUUCAAAUCAACCUUUAAAAGUUAAAUUUGAAUACACAAACUCGGAUGAUCCAUGGGUUACAAUUAAUCCAAGUUUCAAUCCCAGCAUCGCAGACAAACUGCCAAUCUUGCCCUUUGUUAAAGUUGUAACGUGCAUAAUUGUUAUUUAUCACUUGAUAAAGGUGGCGUAGAAUUAGAUCAAAAGGAACUAGGAAAAGUGAGGUCAUCAAUUAAUACAUUAUCUAUUUAUGUAUGUAUUGUAGCUUUGGGUUGACUAGGUAUGUAUAUGUCAAUUGUAAUUGAAUACGAGUUGAUGUCUCAUUGUUUA